CGUAAAAUGGGAUACAAUUUUAAAUUUAUUUCAAUUUUAUUUAGUUAAUCAUAUAUUUAGGCCAUUAAGCUUUGUUGCAACUGUCUGCUUUUCUACGUUUAUUGUUUACAUUUAACUGUCACUGCUCUUCCCGCUGCCCAUAAAAAGCAUACCUAUAUCGAGUGUGUGUUGAUCGAACGAAGGUGUUGAUUAUUAACACCAAGUAUAACACUCUUAUCUCACUCACUACACUCAGUAGUUCAAAUACUCAGACUCUUCAAAUUUAACUUGCGUCAAUGGAGGACGUAGAAGUUAUUGCAGCGUCAGCGAUUUGUCUUUUUAGUAUAUAUAAUUAUGCAUGUGUUUUAAAUAAAUAUAAAGUACAACAAAGGCAUAGACGACGUAAGCGGCGAAUGUGGAUGAAUAAAAUUCAUCGUAACAGAACCUUAAAUAGCAUGGAACAGUCUUUUCAGGACAUGAUUCGUGAGGAUUCCGGAGAGUUUAACAACUUUUGCAGAAUGUCACCCUCCGAUUUCGAAUUUUUGCUAAGCAAAAUUGAGCCAAUGAUAAAAAGACAGAGUAGACUAAGAAUACCUAUAACACCAAAAAUACGCUUGGCAUUAACAUUACGUUAUUUAGCUACAGGGGAUAGCUAUAGAAAUCUCCACUACUUAUUCAAGGUUUCACCAUCAGCAAUCUCAUUAAUUAUACCUGCAGUAUGCAAAGCAAUUAACAUUGUUUUAAAGGAUCAAAUUAAGUUACCACAAUCGCCGGAACACUGGUUGUCCAUUGAAGAGGGAUUUAGAAGACAAUUUCCGCGAUGCAUUGGGGCUCUAGAUGGCAAGCAUAUUGUUAUAAAGUGUCCAACACAAAGUGGCUCAGGAGCAUAUACCAUUGUACUAAUGGCAUUAGUUGAUAUGGAUUAUAAUUUUAUUUUUGCUAACAUUGAGUCGAAAGAGCACACUAAUGAUUGCUUAUUGUGGCAGAAGAUAGAUUCAAACAAUAUUAAUUUACCACCAGAUACCCCAUUACCUGGAAGAGAACAGAAUGUACCAUAUGUUUUUCUUGGUGAUGGAGCCCUUGCAUCACAUAAACAUUUGAUAAUACCUUACCCAGGUAAUCAUAACAUAGGCACAAAAGAACAUACUUUUAAUUAUAUUCUUUCAAGUACUCGAGUAGUUGUUGAAAAUGUAUUUGGUCUCUUGACAAAUGUUUUCCGAGUGUUCAGAAAACCAAUAGAAAUUGACAUAGAAAAGGCACCAAUAAUAACUAUGACCUGUAUUUUAUUACAUAACUUUUUAAGGAGAAGUCAAUCAUCACAGAAUAUUUACACACCUCCUGGAACAUUUGAUGCUAUUAUCGAUGGAGAAUUAGUCGAAGGCUCUUGGAGACAACACAACAUAGCACCUUCAGUUAGUGCUAUAAGGCCUAUACCACUGGUAGCCACAGAUACACGAUCCGAAGUUUCUCAAAUUAGAUCUGAAUAUACUGAUUAUUUCUAUAAUUUGAAUUUAUAGAUUAGUGUAGUUUGAAAAAUAAUAAAUAUUAACUACUACAAUAUUUUAUUUAAUUCAAGGAAUAUCAGAAUCUGUUUGAAUUUAUAUAAACAUUUUAUUUAAAUACCAUUAAAAUACACUACAAUAAGUUUGUAGGUACUUAUGCCAAUAGAGGCCAAAGGACUCCUGGCAGCUCUUACAGCAACUAACAAUGAUUAAGCUGUUUUAUGGGGUGCCAGACCUAAAUAGUAAAUAGAAACCUGUUGUGCAUGCAACUUUUUCACAUUUAUGCAGCUCAACAAAAUAUAUGUUGAGUAUACAUAGUAUUAUGUUGAGUAUAAUCGUCAGACGUAUCCACCACUGAGCUGAGCUAGAACGGGAAAAUGGUUCAAGUUUGCAAAACUUUAGGUUUCUUGCUAGUUUCAUUUCAAUGCCUUGUGAAGUUAUUCCAUGAUUAAACUUAUUCUUAGCUACACGAGCUAUUGUAUUUGUGAUUACAUCUUUUCUCUCAAUUUCAAGUGGAUCAGAUUCAUUACUUACCUCACCA
Messenger RNA from Pectinophora gossypiella (pink bollworm), 2022 nucleotides. RefSeq lists its product as uncharacterized. The transcript has 3 exons. The record is from RefSeq and is a predicted model, not a curated record. Lineage: Eukaryota; Metazoa; Arthropoda; Insecta; Lepidoptera; Gelechiidae. Bases 276 to 1496 code for a protein of 406 amino acids.